Messenger RNA from Malaya genurostris, 733 nucleotides. RefSeq lists its product as uncharacterized. NCBI's taxonomy places the organism in Eukaryota, Metazoa, Arthropoda, Insecta, Diptera, Culicidae. The record is from RefSeq and is a predicted model, not a curated record. Bases 42 to 593 code for a protein of 183 amino acids. The transcript has 3 exons.
GCAAUCGGUUGCAUUCUCUUCAACAGCUAAUUACAUACAAAAUGAUCUCAACGAAGGUUUUAUGCUUAUUACUGUUGUGCUUGAUACACGCACGAAGAUCAAGUGCAUUCCCGCUGCUUGAUUAUUUCAACUCCGAGCCGGAAAGUGGAAACGCAGUUUCACGCGACGUAGAAGAAAGCUCUACUGCUCUGGCGGAGCUUGCAUCCGAUAGUGACACCAGUCGAGGUCCAUUGAUUCAAUAUGAUACGGUUGUUCCAGUACUAAAAGUCGUCUUGACACCAAUCGGUCGCAUCCUGCAGCCGCUGAUCGAACGAUGGAUUGCCGAUCGUUUGGGACCCUACGUCGAGUCGAUCGGCCGUGCUGUGGAGGGCUUUUCGCGAUUUGCAACCGAUCACGUUUCGUUCCAAACCGGAGAUACCUACUACACGAAACAUGAUCUGAUCGAUGGCUACGGCUAUAACUCACUGAUCAUUACGUUGGCAUCGGGCAGAACGUUUACCGUGCUAACACACAAAUCCAGCCGAAAAAUGAACAUCCUGGACGAGUUCCCUCAGUUGUCCGAAGCCCUGAACGAGGUCCGGAAGUUGCAGUGAAUUGUGAAUAUUUAAGUUUUGAUGAAAGACUGAUAGGUGGAAAGGAGUAAUCGUAAGCCUGAUUUAUUUAUUUAUUUAUUUAUGUGUGUGACUGGAAAGUAACAGUCAGCUUAUUUUGAAGUGUAAAAAAUUGUAUUAGC